AUGGUGUGCAUCACAUCCACCCAAUCCUCUCUGCUAGUCAAUAGCAACCCCUCUGAAAUCUUCAAGCCAAAAAGAGCUCUCGGGCAAGGUGAUCCUCUAUCCCCUCUUCUCUGUGUUAUAGGCAUGGAAUAUCUAUCCAAAAUCCUCAGGGUAACAGGGGAUAACCAACAGUUCAGCUUCCACCCCAGAUGUAAGGGUCUCAAACUAAAUCAUUUGUGCUUUGCUGAUGAUCUUAUGCUAUUCUGCAAGGGUGAAGCUAAAUAUGCUAAGCUUCUUUGUGAGAGCCUUGCUAUUUUUUCAGCUGCAUUUCCUCUCCAUGCAAAUACUUUUAAAUCAGCUCUAUAUCUGGCAGGGAUCCCAAAACCGGUUCAACUACAAAUUGCCUACCUUUUGGGUUUGCCUCUUGGUAAAUUUCCCGUUAAAUAUCUGGGUAUGCCCCUCACCAGAUCAGCCAUCAAGAAGGUCAAUGCAAUCUGUAGAGCGUAUGUUUGGCAUGCAGACCCUAACAAUACAGCCCUUGGGAAUAUCAAUUGGAAUGAUAUUUGUAAACCAAAGAAAGUAGGGGGUUUGGGUAUCAGGAACAUUGAUAAAUGGAAUAAAGCUGCACUGGGUAAAUUGGCUUGGGAUGUAGCUAACCUCUUUGAAUCCCUACGGGUCCGCUGGCUGCAUGGCGUAUACACGAAAGGAGGUAACUAG
Messenger RNA from Amaranthus tricolor (Joseph's coat), 696 nucleotides. RefSeq lists its product as uncharacterized. The coding region runs from base 1 to 696 and encodes 231 amino acids. The record is from RefSeq and is a predicted model, not a curated record. Lineage: Eukaryota; Viridiplantae; Streptophyta; Magnoliopsida; Caryophyllales; Amaranthaceae. The transcript has a single exon.